AUGAAUGACGAACACACUUAUGAAUGGGAAACCAUCACAGCAGAGCUAAACAUCAUAAAACCAGUGAAUGAGAUUGAGAUACAGGACGUGCUAGGCAAGAGUCUCGACAAACUGGAAAAAUGGGAAGCAUUCUACGAAAUGUAUGCGAAACGGAUGGGUUUCGGCACAAGGAAAGACGAUGUACGACGUUCUCAUGGGGUCAUUGUAAUGCGGAGGUGGGUUUGUUGUUCAGAGGGUUCGAAAAAAAUCGCAUCACCGGACACACCAAGAAAAAAAAGACCUCAUGAUGUCACUAGAACCGGAUGUCAGGCAGCAUUGCGUAUUUUACUCACACAACCGUCUAACACUUGGAAAUGCAAAGAGUUCAGCACAAUGCACAAUCACGAGCUGGCUUCAUCAAGUGAGGUACAAUUUUUGAGAUCAUAUAGAGUUGUCUCCGAUGGGUUGCUUGCCCAAGUUAUGUCGAUGAACUCCGUAGGAAUUAAAACUGCCAACAUAAUGUCUCAUGUUGCUUUGCAAAGUAGAGGUUACGAGAAAAUGCCAUGUCAACUUCGAGAUGUGUACAAUAGGGUUGCUGGUGCGAAGCGAGAAGAGAAGAUAGAGACGGACUCAGAAGGGGCUCUGGGAUUUCUUGAUUGUCUCGCAGAGAAGGAUCCUAAUUUCUUCGUUGUCUAUCAGGUUGACGACGAGAAUCGCUUGGCUAACUUAUUCUGGGCAGAUGGAAACUCACGCGUGGACUAUGUAGCUUUUGGGGAUGUACUAGGAUUUGACACAACCUACAUGACGAAUGAGUACAAUAAGCCCCUCACUGUUCUCAUUGGCGUCAACCACCAUUUCAACACAUGCAUCUUCGGAUUUGCUCUCCUCCUCCACGAGAAGCUUCCAUCAUAUUCUUGGCUACUUCAAAAAUUUCUAGAAUGUCAUGGAGAUAAGAAGCCAAGUGUUGUAGUUACUGACCAAGAUGCGGCCAUGCAACAGGCUAUCGUUGAACACAUGCCUGAUGUUACGCACCGUCUCUGCGCUUGGCAUCUCAAUACAAAUGCUUCGAAAAAGGUUAAAGAUCCGAUCUUCUUAAAAACAUUUAAGGAUCUCAUGUACAACUACUACGAGGAGGAAGAAUUUGAAGCAAGAUGGUUAGACGUCAUCCAAACCCAACAACUAACAGAUAAUGAAUGGUGUCAAACAACAUUCGAGUCAAGACAACAAUGGGCAGAAACGUAUUUAAGGGGUUCAUUCGUUGCAGGAAUGAGAACCACACAACGUUGCGAAUCCAUCAACUCCGCUCUAAAAAAAUUUUUAGAGAAGAAUUAUUGCUUGCGUGAAUUUGUAACAACCAUAGAUAUGACAGUCUCAAAGCUCAGACACAACGAGACUGCAAAUGACUUCAAAAGUAGAUGCACUCGACCUCACCCACCUAAUCCUACAUGCUUGACCACUUACUACAACCAAUGUGCCGAAUUCUACACAAGAACUAUGUACCACAAGGUUGCCGAGAAAGCCUUGAUUUAG
This is a messenger RNA of Cannabis sativa, 1509 nucleotides long. RefSeq names its product protein FAR1-RELATED SEQUENCE 5-like. The transcript has a single exon. Gene Ontology annotation, biological process: regulation of DNA-templated transcription. Lineage: Eukaryota; Viridiplantae; Streptophyta; Magnoliopsida; Rosales; Cannabaceae. The record is from RefSeq and is a predicted model, not a curated record. Bases 1 to 1509 code for a protein of 502 amino acids.